This is a messenger RNA of Pocillopora meandrina, 372 nucleotides long. NCBI's taxonomy places the organism in Eukaryota, Metazoa, Cnidaria, Anthozoa, Scleractinia, Pocilloporidae. The record is from the annotation of a GenBank genome assembly.
GUCGAUCCUUGCUAUCAAUACUCAAACCUGAGUGAAGCCAAUCGAAACAAAGAUUACAUAACUCCGGAAAUUGGACCAGUGUUAUGUGACAACGAACUCCUUGUGGGAUGGUAUCGUUUUGUGGGGGAUGCUGGAACAAAAAUACCAACAAAACGUGUGUCAGCAUACAGAUGUGGUACAGACUGGUCAGGCUGGUUGAAAGGUGCUCAUCCUACACUGGAAGAUGGUGAAGUUCAGAGAACGGUCUGCUUUAGUGAUCGCUCUGCUGGUUGCAAAUACUCAGCAAAUAUUUCAGUAAAAAACUGUGGAUCCUACUUCAUCUACAUACUUCGCCCACCUAGUUGUACCUCACGCUACUGUGGUACAGACUGA